AUGGAGAAGGCCUCCCGCAAAAACAUAAGUGAGAAACAAGUCAGCAUCAAGGUCAAGACAUCCGUACACGCCUUGAGCAAAACACAGCAGACCAAACUGACUGUGGGCCGCAUGGGCUUAGGCCUGAUCAUCAUCCAGCAUGGGCCCUACCUCCAGAUUUCCCACCUCAUCAAGAAAGGGGCUGCAGCCAAGGACGGGAAACUCCAGCCAGGUGAUGUUCUGAUUACUGUUGGCUAUGCCAAUGUAUUAGGAUAUACUCUUCGAGAAUUUUUAAAGCUUUUACAAUAUAUUACCAUAGGAACGGUGCUACAAGUCAAGGUUUACCGAGGUUUUAUUGACAUACCUGAAGAAUGGCAAGAGAUAUAUGAUUUAAUCCCUGAGACCAAGUUCCCAGUAACACACACACCAAAAAAACCUGAAGAGGCAAAAGAUCAAUCUUUCAUACAUGGUGAUGACAAUGAAGAUGUAGUUUUAGAUAAAAAAUUUAAGUACCAUAAAUCUCCACGGUCAACUGGGCAUCACUCUGCAAGAAGACCGAUAUCCAUCUCCAGAGAAUGGCAUGGAUAUAAAAAGAACAACCAUAGUAUUAGUGUAGGAAAAGACAUGAACAGUGAUGUGGUGAUUCACACAGAGCACAAGAAAGGAACGAGAGCCCCUUCUCCAUACUGGACAAUGGUGAAGCAAGAAAACAAAAGCUCUUCCUCCUCAGCUUCCUCUAUCUCAGAUGUAUUUUGGCUGGAAGACUGUGCCCAAGUUGAAGAGGGUAAAUGCCACGUGGCAUCAAAGGUUGGUUAGGCAGUGGUUUGCAAAAAUGUGAUUACAGAAGCAUUUAUUUUGAAAAUACCCACUUUUUGUGCAUCACUAUGUACAGGUUUGCUGUUCUUACAGGACUAUGUGUAGACCUAGAUUUUCUUCCAUGCCUAUGUUAUAAGCCUUCAGAGACUUUCUUCAAUGUGAUUAUCUAAAGACUUCCCUGAGAUCUUGCAGGCCUCACACA
Carlito syrichta (Philippine tarsier) is the source of this 997-nucleotide messenger RNA. RefSeq names its product PDZ domain containing 9 (gene PDZD9). Bases 1 to 795 code for a protein of 264 amino acids. The record is from RefSeq and is a predicted model, not a curated record. Gene Ontology annotation, molecular function: protein binding. NCBI's taxonomy places the organism in Eukaryota, Metazoa, Chordata, Mammalia, Primates, Tarsiidae. The transcript has 4 exons.